CAAGGUGGACGAUAAUAAAUGGACUGCCCUCCAUAUGGCGUGCCAAAACGGAAAUGUAGAAACGGUAAAAUUCUUCAUUCAUUUACGUUUGCGCAUGUCUAAGACAAUCAUUGGUCAAACUCCACUUCACAUCGCUGCACUGAAUGGCCAUACGAGGGUUGUUCAUCUGUUGAUUGAGAAUAAAGCGAACCCAUACGUGGUGGACGAUAAUAAAUGGACUGCCCUCCAUAUGGCGUGCCAAAACGGAAAUGUAGAAACGGUAAAAUUCUUCAUUCAUUCACGUUUGCGCAUGUCUAAGACAAUCAUUGGUCAAACUCCACUUCACAUCGCUGCACUGAAUGGCCAUCUGAGUGUUGCGGAAUUGUUGAUAGCGUUUAAUGUGGACCCAGACGAGGUGGACGAUAAGAAAUGGAGUGCUCUUCAUUUUGCAAGUUAUAAAGGAAAUAUGAAAAUAGUUCAACUCUUGAUUAAUAGACGUCGGAAACCCACUUCUCAAACAAUCAUUGGUCAAACUCCGCUUCACAUUGCCGCGGGGAAUGGCCAUCCGAGUGUUGUUAAAGAGUUGAUAGAUGAGAAUACGGACCUAGACGAAGUGGACGAUGAGAAAAGGACUGCCCUCCAUCAUGCAUGCCAAAACGGAAAUGUAGAAACGGUAAAAUUCUUGAUUUAUAAAGGUUCGAACACCAAGUCUCAGACAAUCUUUGGUCAAUCUUCACUUAACAUCGCUGCACUGAAUGGCCAUGCAAGUGUUGCGAAACUUUUGAUAGCGAAUAAACCGGACCCAUACGGGGUGGACGAUAUGAAAUGGACUGCCCUCCAUAAGGCAUGCCGAAACGGAAAUGUAGAAACGGUCAAAUCCUUGAUUGAUCAAGGUGGGAACACCAGCUCUCAGACAAUAUUUGGCCAUACUCCACUUCACAUCGCUGCACUGAAUGGCCAUGCAAGUGUUGUUGAACAGUUGAUAGCGAAUAAUGCGGACCCAAAUGAGAUUGACGAAGACAAAUGGACUGCCCUCCAUUACGCAUGCCAAAACGGAAAUGUAGAAACGCUUAAAAUCUUGAUUGAUCAAGGUUCGAACACCAGCUCUCAGACAAUCAUUGGUCAAGCUCCACUUCACAUUGCUGCGGGGAAAGGCCAUGCAAGUGUUGUUGAAGUGUUGAUUGCGAAUAAUGCGGACCCAGACAAGGUGGACGAUAAGAAAUGGACUGCCCUUCAUUACGCAUGCCAAAACGGAAAUGUAGAAAUUGUAAAAUUCUUGAUUGAUAAAGGUUCGAACACCAACUCUCAGACAAUCAUUGGUCGAACUCCACUUCACAUCGCUGCACUGAAUGACCAUACGAGGGUUGUUGAACUUUUGAUAGAGAAUAAUGCGGACCCAGACGAGGUGGACGAUAAGAAAUGGAGUGCUCUUCAUUUUGCAAGUUAUAAAGGAAAUAUGAAAAUAGUUCAACUCUUGAUUAAUAGACGUCGGAAACCCACUUCUCAAACAAUCAUUGGUCAAACUCCGCUUCACAUUGCCGCGGGGAAUGGCCAUCCGAGUGUUGUUAAAGAGUUGAUAGCAAAGAAUACGGACCUAGACGAGGUGGACGAUGAGAAAAGGACUGCCCUCCAUCAUGCAUGCCGAAACGGAAAUGUAGAAACGGUAAAAUUCUUGAUUUAUAAAGGUUCGAACACCAAGUCUCAGACAAUCUUUGGUCAAUCUUCACUUAACAUCGCUGCACUGAAUGGCCAUGCAAGUGUUGCGAAACUUUUGAUAGCGAAUAAACCGGACCCAUACGGGGUGGACGAUAUGAAAUGGACUGCCCUCCAUAAGGCAUGCCGAAACGGAAAUGUAGAAACGGUCAAAUCCUUGAUUGAUCAAGGUGGGAACACCAGCUCUCAGACAAUAUUUGGCCAUACUCCACUUCACAUCGCUGCACUGAAUGGCCAUGCAAGUGUUGUUGAACAGUUGAUAGCGAAUAAUGCGGACCCAAAUGAGAUUGACGAAGACAAAUGGACUGCCCUCCAUUACGCAUGCCAAAACGGAAAUGUAGAAACGCUUAAAAUCUUGAUUGAUCAAGGUUCGAACACCAGCUCUCAGACAAUCAUUGGUCAAACUCCACUUCACAUUGCUGCGGGGAACGGCCAUGCAAGUGUUGUUGAAGUGUUGCUUGCGAAUAAUGCGGACCCAGACAAGGUGGACGAUAAGAAAUGGACUGCCCUUCAUUACGCAUGCCAAAACGGAAAUGUAGAAAUGGUAAAAUUCUUGAUUGAUAAAGGUUCGAACACCAACUCUCAGACAGUCAUUGGUCAAACUCCACUUCACAUUGCUGCGCGGAAUGGCCAUGCAGGUGUUGCGAAAUUGUUGAUAGCGAAUGAUGCGGACCCAGACAAGGUGGACAAUAAGGAAUGGACUGCCCUCCAUCAUGCAUGCCGAAACGGAAAUUUACGAACGGUAGAACUCUUGAUUGUUAAAGGUUCGAACACCAACUCUCAGACAGUCAUUGGUCAAACUCCACUUCACAUUGCUGCGCGGAAUGGCCAUGCAGGUGUUGCGAUAUUGUUGAUAGCGAAUGAUGCGGACCCAGACAAGGUGGACAAUAAGGAAUGGACUGCCCUCCAUCAUGCAUGCCGAAACGGAAAUAUAGAAACGGUAACAAUCUUGAUUGAUCGAGGUUCGAACACCAACUCUCAGACAAUCUCUGGUCGAACUCCACUUUACAUCGCUGAACUGAAUGACCAUAAAAGUGUUGUGGAACUGUUGAAAGCGAAUCUAUGCGGAACCAAAUGAGAUGGACAAAGACAAAUGAAAUGCACUUCAUAUUGCAAGUCCUAAAGGAAAUAUGGAAAUGGUUAAAUGCUCUCCAAAAAUCGGCGGUGUAACUCCACUUCACAUUGCUGCAGGGAAUGGCCAUACGGGUGCUGUGAAACUCUUGAUUAAGGGGUUACAAAAAAUCGACACGUAUUCGUAACUGAUGUUCGUUGACCGAAUUUUGUUCCACGCGCAAAGUGAACUGUAAAACUCGCAAAGCUAUUUUCUCGAAACACAGAGUUGAUUUACGGGUCCCACGAUAUCUCAGAACUGGAUGGACCAAAUUGGCUGAACUUUGUAGUGCAGACUCACAAGAUGUAAAAAUAUUUUUUAUCAUUCUUUAAACCACUUCUCAAAAAUCGGCCUUCGUCAUGCACACGAGACCUGUCUAAAGAGUCUUCACCCCAAAAAUGAGACGAUUUGGUCAAAGCAGUGAUGGAAUAUCGUGGGACCCGAUUUUUUUUUUCAAACCACUUACUUCAAAUAAGAAUAUAUCAGCAAUUCUGUUACCAAAUGACUUCAUAUUUAUUUUGUUUACAGUUGAAAAUGUAUAUUUUGAUGCCCUGAAAGCUUAUACCAACAUAUGAAUAUUUUUUCUUUCCUUGACAUUCGAACGCAAAUUACCGGCAUCAUCGGACAGGGGAAACUUUCCCCAGCCCAAAGAUGGUGUAAUAGCGAAUUCGUUUAUUAUUCAGUUCCAACCAGUGUCUGUUUUUAUCAUUUACCAUCACAUGCAAGGAGUAUCGCUUCAACCCAGUGUCGAUGAAUUGCGUUUGUUUUGAACAUCUUCGUAGUUACGAAACGAGCGAAAUGAACAAAUUAGUUUAUUAUACAGGUUGAGGUUGA
This is a messenger RNA of Ochlerotatus camptorhynchus, 3637 nucleotides long. Its product is annotated as serine/threonine-protein phosphatase 6 regulatory ankyrin repeat subunit B-like. Bases 35 to 2770 code for a protein of 911 amino acids. The record is from RefSeq and is a predicted model, not a curated record. The transcript has 3 exons. Gene Ontology annotation, molecular function: protein binding. Gene Ontology annotation, cellular component: ciliary inversin compartment. Lineage: Eukaryota; Metazoa; Arthropoda; Insecta; Diptera; Culicidae. Gene Ontology annotation, biological process: protein localization to ciliary inversin compartment.